Messenger RNA from Teleopsis dalmanni, 417 nucleotides. RefSeq names its product larval cuticle protein F1-like. The record is from RefSeq and is a predicted model, not a curated record. The coding region runs from base 1 to 417 and encodes 138 amino acids. Lineage: Eukaryota; Metazoa; Arthropoda; Insecta; Diptera; Diopsidae. The transcript is spliced from 3 exons.
AUGUUCAAAUUUAUCGCAGUUUGCUUCUUCGCUGUCAUCGCUUUGGCUGCAGCUAAACCAGGUUUACUAGGCGCUCCACUUGCAGCUCCACUUGCUGCAGCACCAUUGGCAUAUAGCGCGGCUUACAGUUCACCACUAGCUUACUCUGCACCACUUGCUGCACCAUUUGCUGCACCACUUGCCGCACAAGUAGCUGCUCCACUCGCUGCACCAGUUGUUGGUAGUGCUGCUUAUGUUGCUCCAUAUGCUUCCACUGCUUAUUCUGCUGCACCUGUUGUAGCUGCUCCUGCUGUUGCUGCUACCCAAUUUGCCGCACCAGUUACUGCUCGUCUAGCUGCUGCACCUUUGGCUACACCAUUCGCUGCUCCACUUGCCGCUGCUCCAUUCGCUGCACCAGCUCCUUUACUCUUCAAGUAA